Molecule: messenger RNA, 5023 nt
Organism: Drosophila obscura
Lineage: Eukaryota; Metazoa; Arthropoda; Insecta; Diptera; Drosophilidae
Gene: Magi
Product: membrane-associated guanylate kinase, WW and PDZ domain-containing protein 2
Exons: 7
Coding region: 879-4610 (1243 amino acids)
Biological process (GO): hippo signaling
Cellular component (GO): cytoplasm
Molecular function (GO): protein binding
Source: RefSeq, a predicted model, not a curated record
AACCCCACUCGUCAACAUGAAUGAACGUGUCGUGACGACAAACUAGUGUCGAAUUUUCUUCUUAAUUCAGAAAAGUCCGUUGAUAUAGCCCACAAAAAUAUCACCUUCAAAUUGUUGUCAAAAAAUAUAUAUAUUUUGAUAUAUCAGAAUAUCGUGUCCCUGUGCGUUUUUAAAUCAAGCGGGAAAAUCAAAUUGCACUUUAAUGCAAUUUUAAUGGAAAUAAUCAUAAGAGCCAUUAAACACUUGGAGUGAUCGCUGGGCAACCCGUUUUUGUCAGACCGACCACGAGCGUCUCGCAGGUCUCAACGUGUUUUCAAGAGGUACGCCGCAGCGCUACCAACAACAAGUUCAAACUUGGCCAUAUUAUCACAGUUAACAAGUGGGACCGCUCCGGCAUCUGCAUUUGUAUCUGCCUUUGUGUCUGUGUGUGUGUGUGUUUUUUCGCGCGCGUGUGUUUGCGCUAUUUGGAAAACGCGUUUGCGGUUUUCAUCAAACCGAAAUAAAAAAUCAAAAUAAAAUGGAAAGUGUUCGUGCCAAUCGGCUCCCAAUACCGCUGAUCUGAUCGCCUCGAUCUCUAAACAAACCUGAAACAACAACAGCAACAAAAAGCUUCUUGCCAUUGCGAUGUUAUGCCUGAGAAUGGAUGCUCAAUGACAAAUGAAUUAAAGCCCCAAAGCAGGCCCCAAGAAGCGCUCAGAGUUUAGCUAAACAUUCCCGCAACACAGAGAACAGAGAACGAGUAUUGAAUAUCCAGCGAUCGAAUGCAAUGGCAAAGCAAAUCGUUUGUGGUUAGGCUUUAGACUAUAGAAAAACGAUUUAACCCAACGGACAGGAGUGUGGAGAGCAGAGGAGAGCAGAGCAGAGCAGAGUGGAUUAAAAUGCCAAUAAUAACAGCCACAACAACGACGAUAGCCGGAGGUGGAGCGGGCGGGGCAGCCAGAGGCGUACCAAUGGCCAAGACAACAGCAGCGUCAUCGUCUGCCGCUGAUUAUCUAAUGCUCCAACAGCAACAACAGCAUCAGCAGCAGCAGCAGCAGAAACAACAGCAGCAGCAGCACUUUACCAAUCACUUCUAUCAACAGCAGCAGCCACAGCAGCAGCAGCAACAGUUGGCGCCUCUGAAUGUUUCCCACCAACACUCGCACUCACAUCCACAUCCACAUCCUGCUGCUGCUGCUACUACUGCCAGUGGCAGUGCCAGUGCCGGUGCUCCGGUCUCAACUAGUUUUGCAGCAUUUAACGGAAACUCGAAUCUAAGUUCUAGCCUGGCCAACGGAAGUGGCAAGAAAUUCACUUGCAGCACCAGUGACAGCGCCGAUGAUAAUUGUGAGGCCGCUGUGGCAAGUGGCUCAGAUGUGGCUGGUAACGGCAGCGCGGAUAAGUCUGCAAUGGCGCCACCCGGCAUCCACCACCACCACCAGCACCAGCACCACCAUCUGCCCCCACCGCCACCGCCAGCAGUGAAGAAAUCCUCCCCUGCAACAGCGGCAGCGGCAGCCACAGCUACAGCUGCGAACUCUGCCUCUCGCGAAGAUGUUGCUUCGCUGAGUGGCACCUCCUCGCUGAACAGCCAAAUGUCGGCGGUGCACAAUCAGUUUAUUGGCGGACUGCCCGGCAAUGGAAUAACCAAUAAUGGAAUCAACGGUGGCCCAGCCAUAGGACGACCGCCAGGACACCCGAGCAGCAUUCUGAAAGGCAGCAAAGAGAAUCUCCUGCAGAACACGUACUACAACGGCGAGGCUGGUGAGGGCAGUCUGGGCAGCGAGUGCGGCGGCGGAGAUGGCAACCACGAUGAUCCAGGCGAUGGCCUGGGACCACUGCCCCCUAAAUGGGAGACCGCCUACACCGAACGCGGCGAAUUGUACUUUAUAGACCACAACACUGGAACCUCCCAUUGGCUGGACCCUCGCCUGUCCAAGUACCAGAAGAAGUCGCUGGAGGACUGCUGCGAGGACGAGCUGCCCUACGGCUGGGAGAAGAUCGAGGACUCCAUGUACGGCAUGUACUUUAUCGAUCAUGUGAAUCGCAGGACGCAGUACGAGAACCCCGUGCUGGAGGCCAAGAGGAGAGCUGCCGACAACAAACAGCAACAGCAACAGAAUCUUCAGCAGCAGCAGCAGGAGCAGGAUCAGCGUUCCAAGACGCCAACGGCGGUGGACGGGAACCUUCUUCCUGCGGAGGUGGAGGAUGAAGCGCCACUCAAGCUGCUCUACAAGUUCACCCGCAAUCCCGCAGAGCUGCAGGGCCAGCGCAUCAACACCACGCUGCUCAAGUCCACCCGUGGCCUGGGAUUCACCAUCGUUGGUAGCGACGGCAGCGCUGGCGGCGAUGUGGAGGAGUUCUUGCAGAUCAAAACCGUGGUGCCCAAUGGUCCCGCCUGGCUGGAUGGUCAGCUGCAGACGGGCGACGUUCUGGUCUAUGUGAACGACACCUGCGUCCUGGGCUACACGCAUCACGAUAUGGUAAACAUAUUCCAGUCGAUACUGCCCGGGGAGAGGGCUGCCCUGGAGGUGUGUCGCGGCUAUCCGCUGCCCUUCGAUACCAACGAUCCCAACACGGAGGUGGUGACCACCAUGGCUGUGGAUGGACGCGACUCCGACAAGCAGCGUCGCCUCAACAUGGAUGGCAACUACAACUUUCUAGACCUGUCCGGAGAAGGGGCCGGCAAGGCGAGUGGCAGUGGCUUCAUUCUGAUGAAGAAGCCGGAACUCUACACCUUCUCGAUCAUGAAGGGAGCUAUGGGCUUUGGCUUCACCAUUGCCGACUCCGCCUGCGGCCAGAUCGUCAAGAAAAUUCUUGAUCGCAGCUGCUGCACGCAGCUAAUGGAGGGCGAUGUCCUGCUGGAGAUCAAUGGAAUCAACGUUCGGAACAAGCCGCACUUCUAUGUGGUCGAGCUGUUGAAGGAGUGCAGCCAGACGACGCCCACAGCCGUGAAGAUCCAGCGCACGCCCCCCGAUCCGCCUGCCAAUCCGCUCAGUCAGCUCGGUCAGCUCAAUCAGGUGGGGAACGUGGCCAAGCUGCGCAAGAACUUUGUGGGCAGCGGUCUCUUCCGCAGCAAGACCCCCACGGCGGACCUGUACAGCACCCAAGUCAAGGAGGUGCUGCCGAUGCGCCCGAAGACGCCCUUGGUGGACACACGACGUGCCAGGGUCCAGACGCCCAGCAAUGAGGUGGAUGGCGAAGACGUGCCAGCGGAUGAGACGGAGGCGAGAAAGCCUCUACAGCUGCACACUCAGGGCAAGUCGAACAGCAGUCUCCAGGAGCUGGACGACAUACCCUUCAUGGAUCCCUAUCCCAAGAUGGUCAGUCGGCUGAGCGAACGCCUGGCGGAGGCCUCCCUUCAGGCGGAUAAUGGAGGUGGCAUCUAUGGCCUGCCGCCCAGCAUGCAGCCGUUGCCACUGCCGCUUACCCAUCACGAAUCCUGCUACUGCUACGACUGCCAGGCCCAGCGCUACCGUCCGGGCUACUUUGUGCCGCCGCAGCAGUCCACGAUCCCCGGAGGAAGCGGCCAGUACUCGCCCCUGCAGGCGGCCCACAUCCAGAACGAGCGGAUACAGCGGCGUGUCAACGAGCUGCUCAGCGAUCGCAGGCGCGUGGGCUUUGCCAACCUCGAUCCUCCGCAGCAGCAGAUGCAGCACUCGCCCAGCUGGCGCAACGGGGCCUUGCUCGAUGUCUCCGAGGACGCGGACCAGUGUGAGCUGACCGAGGUGACAUUGGAGCGUCAGGCUCUUGGAUUUGGUUUCCGCAUUGUCGGCGGCACCGAGGAGGGCUCCCAGGUGACUGUCGGGCACAUUGUCCCAGGUGGGGCCGCGGACCUGGAUCAGCGCAUAGCCACCGGCGAUGAGAUACUCAGCAUCGAUGGCAUCAAUGUGCUCAACUCUUCGCAUCACAAAGUCGUCUCUUUGGUGGGUGAAUCUGGUCUGCGUGGCCAGGUCACCAUGAUCCUGCGACGUCGACGAGGUGCACUUCUGCAGCAGGCUCCGCCACUCGUAACGCAGAUGCGGCGGUAUCCCUACGAUGUCAUUGUCAGCCGACACGAGAACGAGGGCUUUGGCUUUGUCAUAAUAUCCUCAUCGAAUCACUAUUAUGGCUCGACCAUAGGAAAACUGAUUCCCGGCAGUCCAGCGGAUCGUUGUGGGGAGCUCAAGGUGGGCGACCGCAUUAUAGCCGUGAAUCGGAUCGAAAUAGCUGGCAUGUCCCACGGCGAUGUUGUGAAUCUCAUCAAGGAGUCGGGUCUGCAUGUGCGUCUCACCAUUGGCUGUCCUUUGAAAGAGGGCGGACCCAGUCCCGGCGGCAGCAGUGCUGGUCUGGGCAGCAACACUCCACUCCAAGCAUCUCCCGGACAGAUUAAAGCGCCAUCACUGCCAUCACACCAGCAACAGCCGCAGCUACCGCAGCAAAACCAGCAAAGCAUCCAACAGCAACAGCAUAUCCAGCAGCAACUCCAACUCCAACAGCAACAUCAACAGCAUCAGCAACAGCUACAUCACCACCAGCAAUUGGAGAUGCCAAUGUCCAUGCCCAUGCCCGGACACGGUGGCUAUGUGGAGCGACCCAGUAACAAUAUUGCGGCCACUCUGGCCCUGCAUCAACAGCAGCCACAGUUAUGACUCUGAGAUCUACGAAUCCGGCUCUACAAGAGCUUUCUCUAGUGCUCGAUCGUGGGGAGAAUUGUUUGUAAUUAGUACUUAAUUAGGUAACCCCAAAGACUGAAUUUAGUAAGCCUCUGUAAAUCUAACACUUAACGAAUCUCGCGACCGUUUCGUGAAUGCAUCUUUUAUACCAGUCCCAUUAAGUGGCGUAGGCUUAGAGAUUAUCCAGACAUUACCCGUAUAGGCAUAUCAGAAUGUGAGAUAUUUACUGCAUUUUACUUACUGUUUUAUAUGUAUGUAUUCUAAUAUUAGAUUGUAAAUGUACAAAUGUAAAGGGCUUCAAUAUUUUAUUCACAAGUAUUUUAUAAAUCCGCAUACAUAUAUAAAAUUGAUUAAGCAGCUAUGACGUUGUUUCAUUGCAAUGGAGCUGC